GGCUAUUUUUUAUUUAAAAUAGUGGCAGCCUAGCGUGCCGACAAUGCGAGCUUAGGUUAUGCAAAAGGUACUAUUAGAAAUAUACCUACAGCUUUUUGAUUAAAUAAAAAUGAUGUCGCUUAUGUCGACAAUGCGUGCUCUAACCGUGCGCCAACAUAACGGCGCUGUUUCCCGGUCCUUGCAUUUGACAGCUAUAAUGGAAGCGGCAAGAAAAGGCACCCGCGAGAAAGCACGCAAAAAAAAGGUUAAAGUUGAGGUAAAGAAGGUUGGCUUCAUACCACACAACCAGCGUGAUAAAAAGAUCAACGUGCAGCGUGCAGACAAGCAUGUAGACGACUCCUGGAAGCAAAUUCCCAAGGACAAUGUUUACGUCGGCCGCUACUAUCGCUGGCCCGUAUACACAGUAGUCGAGGCCAUAAAGUGUCAUCGAGAGACUCACCAUCCCAGUAUGUACAACGUGACAAAUGCGCCACUUAAUGUUGAAAUCGAGCUUAAUAUGCAGGGUGAGAAAGCCACAAGAUUUGUCGAUAAUUUCCAGCGUAUGGCGAUGAUACCGCACAAAUUUGAUCACGGGGAAGACCGAAAAAUUAUUGUGUUCACUAAAGGCAAUGACGAAAUUGCAGAGGCACGCGAAGCAGGCGCCUCUUUGGUUGGUGGAGUCGAGCUGAUCAAGGACAUCACAAACGGCGAGCUGCUGCUAACUGAUUAUCAGUACAUAAUUGCCCAUCCAAACAUUUUGGCGGAGCUUGUGGCGCUCCGUGGUCUUAUGAAGCGUAAAUUUCCAAAUCCUAAAAGUGAGACUCUGGGCGUGAAUUUGGCUGAAAUGAUAAAUAAAUUCUCCAGCGGCAUUAGUUACAGUGCCAUCAAGGAUGAAUACCAACAAAAUUUUGGCUUAAUAAAAACCAGUGUCGGCCCUUUAAGCAUGAAUGAUCAACAGCUAGAAGAGAACUUGCGUUACCUUUUGAAGAAUGUUGACAGCAUGCGCCCCAGACGUGAGGGCCGAUUCAUAACGCGUGUGCUUCUCAAAAGCCCUCCGAGUAGCGAACAGCUGAAGAUCGAUCCGUUUUUGUAUGUACCAGAGCUUUACGAUAAAGGCGCAGAAAAAGUUAAGACCGAAGCAGCCCGAGACUCCAGCAGGGAUGAAGACACAACGGAGAAAGUUGUCGCAACUUCCGCGAAUUAGUGAUUAAUCUGGCUUCUUUGUUGGAAUUAAAGUCAUUUAUUGUUGAGAUGUAUUGUGCAUACGCA
Molecule: messenger RNA, 1248 nt
Organism: Scaptodrosophila lebanonensis
Lineage: Eukaryota; Metazoa; Arthropoda; Insecta; Diptera; Drosophilidae
Gene: mRpL1
Product: 50S ribosomal protein L1
Exons: 3
Coding region: 110-1183 (357 amino acids)
Biological process (GO): translation
Cellular component (GO): large ribosomal subunit; mitochondrion
Molecular function (GO): RNA binding; structural constituent of ribosome
Source: RefSeq, a predicted model, not a curated record